UCCGGGAAGUCGAAGAAAAACGCCCGCACCCUCCCUAUUCCCGUCCCUAUUCCAAAUCUCACGAAGAAGUCGAGGGGUCGUCGGGUUCCGACUGUCCAGACCAUCAGCAACUGUGCACGGGGUCAACGAGAUGCGGGACUGAGCGCUCGCAUCUAUCUUUGUGACGUCAGCGGGUGUGGGAAGUGUUUUGCGAGGGGUGAGCACCUCAAGAGACAUAUCAGAAGUAUCCACACCCAUGAGAAGCCGCACAGAUGUCCUUUUCCUGGAUGCGGCAAGGAAUUCAGUCGUCAUGAUAAUCUCGGUCAACAUACGAAAGUACACAAAGACUCCCCGAAGCUCCUUGAU
Molecule: messenger RNA, 345 nt
Organism: Pisolithus orientalis
Lineage: Eukaryota; Fungi; Basidiomycota; Agaricomycetes; Boletales; Pisolithaceae
Exons: 2
Biological process (GO): regulation of transcription by RNA polymerase II
Cellular component (GO): nucleus
Molecular function (GO): DNA-binding transcription factor activity, RNA polymerase II-specific; RNA polymerase II cis-regulatory region sequence-specific DNA binding
Source: RefSeq, a predicted model, not a curated record